CGUCGUACUAGAUUCGCCCUCACACACAAAAAAUUCCUUCAGCAUCACAAACAAACGAAGCCUUUCACUUUCACAGACUCUCCGAGACUGAGAGAGACAUAAGAAGAAAAAGAAGAAGAAGAAGAAGAAGAAGAAGAAGUAAGAUCCCCCACCUCCAUCCCAAAUGGAUGCCCAAUUCAAUUGGGAGUAUUUGGGCCGAAGAAGCUUUGCACAGCCCAACGAUGUGGUGUAUCCAUCGCCGGACAUGGAGGUGUCGGUGCGGGCCGUGGAGAGGAUAUUAGGGUAUAGUUUCAAGAACAAGAGGCUUCUUGAGGAGGCACUCACUCACUCUUCCUGCUCCGAUUCUCUUUCUAAUUUCCAGCGCCUGGAGUUUGUCGGAGACGCCGCUAUUGGACUCGCUAUUAGUAACUACGUCUUCCUUGCUUACCCUCAGCUCGAUCCCGGCCAGUUAACUUCUCUGCGCUCUGCUAAUAUUAGCACCGAGAAGCUCGCUCGUGUCGCUGUUCGCCAUGGCCUCUAUCCCUACGUUCGCCGCAAUGUUGCCAAUCUUGACGAUAAGGUUAGAGAGUUUGAUAAAGCUGUGCGUGAAGAAGAUGAAAUGGUUGUAUAUGGUGGAUCGGUAAAAGCCCCAAAAAUCCUUGCUGACAUUGUGGAGUCUAUAGCAGCUGCUGUUUAUGUCGAUGUCAAUUUUGAUCUGCAAAGAUUAUGGGUGAUCUUCAGGGGUCUUUUGGAGCCUAUAAUUACGUACGAGGACUUGCACAAGCAACCCCAACCGGUAAGAAUGCUGUUCGAGCUCUGCCAGAAGCAGGGUAAGCAUGUUGAUAUUAAGUAUUGGAGAGACGGGUCAAAAAACAUAGCCAGUGUUCAUAUCGAUGGCAACUUCGUUGCCUCGGGUUCUGCUGAGAAAAAGGAGAUUGCUAAGCUUAAUGCUGCUAAGUUAGCUUUGCAUAAGUUGCCACAAGCAAUACCUGUUAAAGGUGAAUUCUUUGAAUAUGUUGCUGGUGUUGAUGGAUGUUUCGAGAUUGAAGGAGCAAAACACAAGUUACAUGAAAUUUGUCGAAAGAAGAAAUGGACCAAACCGAUUUACAAAAUUGAAAACAAUCCAGGUACUUCACAUGAAAAAGGUUACGUAUCAUCAGUUCAAGUUGCAACUACAGAGAGUGUGCUCUUUAUGAUGGGAGAUGAAAGGUCUAAAAUAAAAAAUGCGGAAAGUUCUGCAGCUUCCUUGAUGAUCAGUGCCUUGCAAGAAUGUGGUUAUUUAUGAUGUUGCUCCACUGACCUCAAGAAUACGAGACAUACACUCCUAUGCCCACAUUUGAAAUCCAUGAAUGGGAGGAAUGCUUCAUGGUUUUAUGGGAUUCUGUAUUUCACCUUAUAAUUUCAAAAGUGAUUAAACUGUAAAAACAGCCCUUCAAUGUGGGAAAUUGCUUUACCACUUAUGGAUGCUUGCAAGAUUAACCCGGUAACAGUUAAAAGAACUCAAAAGCUGGCUUUUCUUGUCAGACUGUAUCAGCCAUUUGAUACUAGAUGUAAUUGGUGUUUGGUAGGAAUGGUAAAAGCAAUUUCAGUGUAGUCUUCUAUGAUUAUUGUAUAUAAUCGAGUUAUUUUCGUUCCA
Molecule: messenger RNA, 1615 nt
Organism: Ziziphus jujuba (common jujube)
Lineage: Eukaryota; Viridiplantae; Streptophyta; Magnoliopsida; Rosales; Rhamnaceae
Product: ribonuclease 3-like protein 2
Exons: 4
Coding region: 164-1264 (366 amino acids)
Biological process (GO): siRNA processing
Cellular component (GO): nucleus; cytoplasm
Molecular function (GO): ribonuclease III activity; RNA binding
Source: RefSeq, a predicted model, not a curated record